This is a messenger RNA of Nerophis lumbriciformis (worm pipefish), 4635 nucleotides long. NCBI's taxonomy places the organism in Eukaryota, Metazoa, Chordata, Actinopteri, Syngnathiformes, Syngnathidae. The record is from RefSeq and is a predicted model, not a curated record.
AUGUUUAAAAUACGUAGGAUGAAGGAUGUGGAGCCCACUGCUAUUGGGCAAGUGAACAUCAAAAAGAGGUCCAAGGUGCCAGGAGUGAUGAUCACUCAGUUUGUAGAGGAAGUCCCCGCUGGCAUGAGCACCCCAGAUUUCACCCGAAAACCCAUCGCGCUGACAAUUCAAGAAGGAAAGCUGGCCAUUUUCAAAGCAAUUGUUAUCGGCAAACCAGCGCCGACGGUGUCGUGGACGAGAAAUGAUGGGGAAAUCGAUCCAGAGAAUUACAAAAUGGUCUAUGACGCUCAUUCCGGUGAGCACACUAUACAGAUACCGGACGUAGCAGUUGAGCACACCGACAUCUACAAGUGUUUUGCCAGAAACGAGUAUGGACAAGCUGUCGUUACUGCUGUUCUAAAUGUCAUUGAGGUUGGCUAUAAAAAGAGCAGAGCCUUGCAGCAAUCGAGAACAGCUAUCCGCGAAAUCCCUGAAAACUUCAAGAAGGUCUUAAAAAGCACGUAAGUGAAGCACCAAUCCGGCGCGGGACCUAAGCCUGAUGUUAAACGAGUUAUCGAUGACAAGUUUUGGGACCUUUUAUUGAGCGCUGAUAAAAAAGAUUAUGAGAAUAUCUGCAGUGAGUAUGGAGUGACCGAUUUUCGCUGGAUGCUGAAAAAACUAAACGAAAAGAAGCUAGAGAGGGAAGAGGAGCAAGAAAAGGUUGUGGAGAGGCUUUGCAAUCUAAGGCACAUUGAAUUGAACGGUACUGGAGCAGAGUUUGAACUUGAAAUGUCCCUCAAAGACCCUACAAGCAAAAUCUUCUUGUAUAAGGAUGGCGUGAUGGUUCCUUUUGAUGAUGAUGUAGAGGUUAAACAUGCCUUAAAGCAAGUGGGGAAGAAGUUUGUGUUCAGCAUCAAUGGUAUUAAUCCAGAGGAUGCUGGAUUAUACCAAGUGGAGAUUGAUGGAGUCAAGAUCUUCUCGACUGAAUUAAAAAUUCCCAAUGUAGACUUCUUGGUCAAGAUCCAAGAUGUGAAAGCUGCUGAACGAGAAGAUGCCGUGUUUGAGUGUGUCGUUUCGCAACCCAUGAAAAAACUCAACUGGAUGGCAAAGAACAUCACGCUACAGCAAGGAGAUAAAUACGAUAUCAUCGUGUCGGAGGAUAUGCUCAUUCACUCUCUGGUUGUGAAAGACUGCCUGCCAUUAGACAAAGGGAUCUAUUCAGCAGUGGCUGGUCUCACAUCUUGCAGUGCUUGGCUCAUAGUGGAAGCGGACAAUGACCCAAACUUGGUUGGAAAGAAGAAAGCUCGCAAAACCACACGAGCAGGAGGCGGCGGAGCGGAUCUGCUAAAGAUCGCUGAGGACCAACAGGCCAAAUUACAGAAGGAGAAAGACGAAUUGCUCGCCAGGGCCAAGGCGGAAGCUGAAGCUAAAGCUAAGUUAGAAAUGGAAGCUAACAUUGAAGCAGAGGCUGAAUCCAAAACAAGAGAAGAGGUCAAAGCUAAAACAGAAGAUAAAACCAAAGCAAGAGGAGAGACUAUAGUUCAAUAUAAUACAAAUGUUACAACUAAACCAGAAAAAGAAACUAACCUUGAAGAUAAUGCCAUGAAUGAAAUUAAAGAAAAAGGCGAGACGAAGGUUAAAGCAAAAGGAGAGACUAGAGUUAAAACUAAGGGAGAGGAUACGACUACAGAAAAAGCAAAGACAGAAGUUACAACUAAGGCAGAGGAUACAACUACAGCAAAAGGAAAGACAGAAGUUACAGCUAAGGCAGAUGAUGCCACAAAAGCAAAAGGAGAGACUGAAGUUCCAGCUAAAGCAGAGGAUAAAACUAAAGCUGAGGGGGACUCUAUAACUAAGGUUAAAGCAGUGGAUGAAGUUAAAGCAAAACCAGAAUCCAAGUCCAAACCAAAGGAGAAAGUAAAGGCGAAAAAAGUGACAGUUGAGAAGAAAGCUCAAAUUAAAGAUGAUGCCAAAACAAAAGCCAUUGAAGAACCAGCAAUGUCAGAAAAGAAGCAACAGGUAGAAGAAAAAGAAGAGAAAAUUGAAAUAGAAAAUGAGGAAUAUGAAGAGGAUGAAACGGAAGAGGAAGAAGAGGAAGCAGAAUUGGAAGAAGAGGAGGCAAAGCCUAAGGCAAACAAGUCACAAGCAAAGAAAGCUGAGGCUACUGCAGAUGCCAAAAUCACCGAUGAUACUGAGGAAGAGGAGACCAUCUUGGAGAAAAAGAAAAGAGUGAGAAAAGGCCCGCUUGUUCCCGAUACCGUUAUUGACACGGGCGUUUUCUUCACCAGUGGUCUGUCUGACAUCAACGCCAUCCUUGGCACAGAGGCCGAGUUAGUCUGCAAAUUAAGCAGUGAGGACUGUAAAGGAAUCUGGUUCAAAGAUGGCAAAGAGAUGAAAUCCACAGAUGAUGUCUCAAUUGUUGAAGACGGAAGCUAUCGCAAGCUUUUGUUUAAAAACUGUAAAGAAGAAGAUUCUGGAAAGUACCGCUUUGAAGCCGAUGGCCGUAAAACGGAGGCGAUGGUGAUCGUUGAAGAUCCCCCGAGAAUGAACAAGGAUGACCUCAGUGAGUUCUUAAAGCCGGCUAUCGUUAAAACCGGAAAGGAUGUGGCCUUUAGGAUGUCCUUUGUUGGCCGGGAGCCCAUGAAAAUCCAGUGGUAUAACGAAGGCGAAGAGCUGGUGGAGGACACGCGCACCAGAAUUGAAAAGUCCUCCACACACACUCGCCUACAGCUGCUCAAGUGCAAUCGAAAAACCUCGGGGGAAAUAAAGAUAAAGAUUAAAAAUGAAUUUGGAACUAAAGAGGCGGCCACUCAACUCGUUGUUCUCGACAAACCAACUCCGCCACUUGGCCCCGUAGACAUCAUCGAAAGUUCAGCACAAUGUAUCGAGUUCAAAUGGAGGCCUCCCAAAGACAAUGGAGGCUCCCUUAUAACAGAUUACAUCCUGGAACGCCAACAAAUCGGCCGAAACAGUUGGAAGAAACUGGGCAAAACGGGUCCCGAAGCCAAAUUCAGGGACUCGGAUGUGGAUCACGGAAGAAAAUACUGCUAUCACAUCAGUGCGAAGAACGAUCAAGGCAUCAGUGAUAUGAUGGAAACAGAUGACAUUCAAGCAGGAACCAAAGCAUACCCCGGACCUCCCACCGGUUUGAAAGUUGUAAGUGCUUUUAAAGACUGCAUCAACCUUACAUGGUCUGCCCCUUCAAACACUGGUGGGACCAAUAUUUUGGGAUACAAUGUUGAGAAAAGAAAGAACGGCAGCAACUUGUGGGGCCUUGUCAACGUACCAGAUGAGCUUGUCAAAGGAAAAAACUAUGCUGCGAAAGACGUAGUUGAAGGCAUCGAGUAUGAAUUCCGCGUGACAGCGAUCAAUAUUUCCGGCGCCGGAGAGCCAAGUGCACCUUCUGAGCUUGUUUUUGCACGGGAUCCAAAAAAGCCUCCUGGAAAAGUCAAAGACCUGAAAGUGACGGAUUCUACGUACAGCACCUUGUCUCUGAGCUGGACAAAACCAAAGGAAGAAGAAGGGGUCCAGGAUGAAGCCAAGGGAUAUUUUGUGGAGAUCAGACCUGCAGAAGACACAGAAUGGGGUCGCUGUAACUCUAGCGCCAUCAUUACGAACUCCUUCACCAUAAUGGGUCUAAAGUCAAUGGCCAUGUACUGGGUGAGGGUGUUAGCCACCAAUGAGGGUGGAGAUGGUGAACCUCAAGAGUUGGACAACUAUAUAACUGCAAUGCCUCCACCAGUGAAACCUCACUUUACUGACAGAAAAAUCAAAAACUUUGUUGUAACGAGAGCUGGCAACUGCACAAGGAUCAACUUUAACUUCCAGGCUUCUCCAUUACCGACGAUUACAUGGCUUAAGGAUGGUAUGCCUCUUCCCAAGCACGUCACAGUGAGCAAUACCGAUACAUCAUCGCAGUUAAUGAUCGCGUCAUCUGAGCAUCAAGACACUGGGAUCUACACUCUGAUCUUGAGGAACAUCGUUGGUCAGGAGGCAUGCACUAUUGAAAUAAGAGUCACAGAUGACCCCAGGCCUCCAGGUCCAGUGGAGUUAGAAGAGAACGUUUCUGCAACGGUGACCAUUUCUUGGACCGCAUCUCCAGAUGAAAAAAAAGAUGACAGGCUGCACUACAUGAUCACCAAGCGUGACUCUGUCAAGCGCACUUGGCAAACAGUGGCGGACCAUCUCUUCAACAACAAGUUCACUGUCAUUAAUAUCUUGCCAGGAAGACAGUACAAGUUCCGUGUCUAUGCCAAGAAUGACAUGGGAACAUCUAAACCCUCGGAGUCGCUAAAUUGGGAAGUGAAGAGAGAGAAAGGAACAUUUUCUUUGGAUCUGCCGGCCUCAAAGGACUGCAGUUUUGAGGCUGCUCCCGCCUUUUCUGUCCCGCUAAAAAUGCGCAACACUACAGAAAGCUACCAGUGCUACAUGAGCUGUGCUGUGACUGGAAACCCCAAGCCCACUGUAACUUGGUACAGGAAUAACAUCAGCAUCAAUGCCAACAGCAAUUACUACAUCACCAACACGUGUGGGGUCUGUUCCAUGGCCAUACUCAAAGUGGGGUCCAAGGACAGCGGGGAGUACAUGGUCGUUGCAGAAAAUGCUCUGGGCAGAGUAGAAUGUUCAACUAAACUUGCAGUCAAAGGUGAAAUGUAA